AUGGCGGACUGCUACACAGAGCUGGAGAAGGCGGUUGUCGUUCUGGUGGAAAACUUCUACAAAUACGUGUCCAAGUACAGCCUGGUCAAGAACAAGAUCAGUAAGAGCAGCUUCCGAAAGAUGCUUCAGCACGAGCUCAACCACAUGCUGACGGACACGGGGAACCGAAAGGCUGCCGACAAGCUCAUCCAGAACCUGGACGCCAACCACGACGGACGCAUCAGUUUUGACGAGUACUGGACCUUGAUAGGAGGCAUCACCAGCCCCAUCGCCAACCUCAUCCGCGAGCAGGAGCAGCAGAGCAGCAGCUAA
Messenger RNA from Pipistrellus nathusii (Nathusius's pipistrelle), 312 nucleotides. Lineage: Eukaryota; Metazoa; Chordata; Mammalia; Chiroptera; Vespertilionidae. The record is from the annotation of a GenBank genome assembly.